Messenger RNA from Anguilla rostrata (American eel), 4367 nucleotides. RefSeq names its product lipolysis stimulated lipoprotein receptor (gene lsr). Bases 1365 to 3314 code for a protein of 649 amino acids. Gene Ontology annotation, cellular component: plasma membrane; tricellular tight junction. The record is from RefSeq and is a predicted model, not a curated record. Gene Ontology annotation, biological process: tricellular tight junction assembly; establishment of blood-brain barrier. The transcript is spliced from 15 exons. NCBI's taxonomy places the organism in Eukaryota, Metazoa, Chordata, Actinopteri, Anguilliformes, Anguillidae.
AAGCAUUUGAAUGGGGAGCCAAGAUGGCGGCGUAAUCUACAGAACGCGACAGAAUCCUCUCCUAAAUUUAUUUUUAAUAUAGCAACUUAGACUUGAUUAAUAUCAAAUAACUUGUUCGAAACAAGUAAGACAUUAGUAACUGGCAUUGAUUUCAUUCCAAACAUCAAUCUUGCAUUGACAUUUCAGGAUUAGUAUUAGUACAGACACGGACUUUUCCCAACUAGCUAGCUAGCUAACUUUUUGUGAUCCGGAUCUCGUGCAGUGUAGCUCAUGGCUAACAACGGGAACAAACGUAAGUCUCCAAACGCUGGUGCACCUCAUCACAUCCAGACUCUCCAUUGAAAACCCCAACUACCAAAAACAGGAAAAUAUUCGAAGAUGAUGUUGCUCAAAGCAUCAUUACAAAACUAACAGUGGCGAUAAGUGAGAGAGCAGAUGGCUUGCAGGCAGGUAUUGAAAACUUGAAAGAAUCAGUCGAAUCUGUCUUCGCUGAAGUAAAAGAUCUAAAAAGAAAGAUGGAGAAUACGGUCAUCAGAGUUGGUAAAACCGAACGAAAAUUGGCUGAGAUGGAAAACAAGGUGUUAGAACUCUCACGGUAUAAAAGACGCUGGAACUUGCGCCUGUUUGGUCUCGUCGAAGAGGAAGGGGAGGACGUUCGGAAAAAGGUGAUCUCCAUUUGUCAGAAAACUGCUCCAGACCUCAAGGACGAACUCCCUGAUGUGACUGACAGCGUUCAUCGGCUUGGAAAAGCUCACCAGGACAAGCAACGAGCAAGAGGUGUUAUUCUACAGUUUUCAAUGAGGCACUACCGCGACGGCGUCUGGAAAGCUGCGAAACACUCAACAUAUCUCCAAGAGAAUAAACUGCGUUUCAAGGAAGACUUCUCCCCAGAUGACAGGGCAAGACGUAACCUGCUGUGGCCGUUAGUGGAGAAGGCUAGAAAAGAAGGCAAGAUAGCCUAUUUCGUCGGAGUAAGAGCCUUCAUCGAGAAGAAGGAGAUUCAUCCCCCAACAGACUGUGCAAACUGUUGAUCACUCAAUUCAGGACACUCAUUCAGAGGCAAAUUACUUUAAAUUUUGGAAAUCGCAAUGGGGUGAAGAAAUUUGGCUCUCCCAUGGCUCAAAUCAUUCGUGCUCCUGUUGUUGGACUCUGUGAAAGCCGGUAUUUCAUCGCACGCGAUAAGUUGUGUGAAAUGCUUGGACGACGGCUGCCUAAAUGCAACCAAAGGCUGGCGGUCACAAAACGGGAAGGACGACAACGUGUGGGACAGAAACGGCUUGGGGAAUUCCAUUCCAGUGUGCGGAUUUUACUCACCCCCGUCUGAAACAUGGUACCAUGUUUGCCAGAAAAACCACACCGUCUUCAUGGUAACCAACGAUUCAGAGGCAGGUGUAUCUUUCGCACUUGAAGCAUCUGGAAAGGACUUGAAAUUUGAGAGAAAGACUGGAAAUGAAUGCCCCACGUUGGAGCCAGAGCCACCGACAACAGGCUACACCAAGGCCAUCUCGGUUAACUGUCCCACAAAGAGGUAUGUGGUCAUCCUUUUCCAGCCGGUCACCCUCACCUGCAACUACCAGACCUCCUCCACCCAGCCGCCCGUGGUCACCUGGCGGUACAAGUCGUACUGCCGGGACCCCAUCCAGGCGGCCCUGAACCCCAGCAGCGCUGAGAAUGCCCUGGCCCAGGCCAACCCCAACUACAACCCCAACAUCGAGUGUGCGGACAGCCAGAGGACGGUGCGCAUCGUGGCCUCCAAGCAGGGGAACGCAGUCACCCUGGGAGAGGUGUACCAGGGUCGAAAAAUCAGCAUCCUGAACAACGCAGACCUGAACAUCGCCCAGACGGCCUGGGGAGACAGCGGCGUGUACGUCUGCUCCGUGGUUUCCUCGCAGGACCUGACGGGAAACAGUGAGGACUACACCGAGCUCAUCGUGCUAGAGAGAAAGUCAAAUACUACAGACCUCCUGCCUGGCAUUGACUUACUGGUCAUGGAAGACUGGUUGCUGGUGCUGUUGUUGGUGCUGGGCUUCCUCCUGUUGCUCCUCCUGAUUGGUAUCUGCUGGUGUCAGUGCUGCCCCCACACCUGCUGCUGCUACAUCAGAUGCCCCUGCUGUCCGGAGCGCUGCUGCUGCCCUCGAGCACUGUACGAGGCAGGGAAGGCGGUGAAAUCGGGCGGAGCGUACAGUCAGUACGCCCCCACCAUGUACGCCCCCCCCAGCCUGUACGCCCAGCCGGUGUACGCGGGGGGGAUGAACCCCCCCCCCAUCCCCAUGCUGCCCAUGCCCAACUCCGCCGCCGGCCCGCCCCCGUCCAACGGCUACAACCGCGACUACGACGUAGCCAGCUCAGUUGGUCAGGGUUCGCAGGUUCCCUUGCUGCAGGAAAGUGGGGGAAAUCCAACUCGCAGUGGCUACCGCAUCCAGGCCACCCCGGACGGCAACCCCACCCGCGUGCUGUACUACAUGGAGCAGGAGCUGGCCAACCUGGAUCCCUCACGGCCCGGGGUCUCCUCCGGGAACCACAACCGCAUGGACGUAAUGAGUGAGGUGAGCUCUCUCCAUGAUGGUCUGGACCCCAGGAGCAGGGGUCGAGCCCAGCCCCCCGCUCUGCCCACCGUCUACGACCACGACGACAACAUGAGCACCAUCAGCAGCGUGUCCCAGCAGGGUCGCCGCGACAACUACGACAGGCGGGGCGGGGCCGCCGGGUACGCGGCCGCCCGCGGCCGCGCCCGCUCCAUGGACAACCUCGACGACAUCGGCCGCGGUCACCGCGACCGCGACGACUACCCUCCGCAGCGGCGGGAGGGCGGGGCCAGAGGCGGCCGCAGAGGAUCGGACGACGGGUGGAGCGGCAGCGGCGGCGGGGGACGGGGCGGCCAGGACCGCGACCGGGACACCCCCAGGAGGCGCGACUACUCCCCCGACGACCGGCGCGGCUACCAGGGCAAGCGCAGCCGUAGCCGUGACGACCUGAUGGACCUGGAGCGGGGGCGGGGCGGGCGCGACGCGUACGAUGACAGCUUCCUGCGGGAGGCCAUGGAGAAGAAGAAGCUGGGCGAGCAGCAGCGGGCCCGGAGCCGAGACCGCCUGGACAGCGACGCUGACCGCUUGGACCGCGGGCGCGGCCCCCGGGGGCCCCCGCCCCUCCCCCAGGCCGCGCCCUCCUCCGUCCCCGACCGCCGCCAGUACGGCGGCGACGGCUUCCCGCCGCCCCCUCCCCCGCCCUACAGCGACGACGAGAGCGUCUCGUCUUCCAAAAGGAGCAACCUGCGCAAGAACGGGGCGGUGAGCCGCGAGAGUUUGGUCGUGUGAGGUCUGCGCCGGAGAACGAUUCCACCACGCGUCUGCCAAAAUCUGUGACACGCAUCAGCGAAAAUCUGAGGUGCGUCUGCAAAACAUCUACGACGUUCGUCUGCAGAUCUUUUCUGACACAAACUCUCGGAUGCUAACGUCUGUGUCAUGGGGCCUUCUUCGAGCCUGUGUGAAUAGCCAUUUUCAACUUCGCGAUUUUUUUUGAUUUCAAGAGAAUUUUCUACGUCCAUCCCAAUUUAAUGUGCUUAAGCUCAGUCUAUUUCAAUUUCAGCGUUGGAUUACGGAUCUGUGUACAUAAGUGUUUUGUUACGGAACGGGGGAAAUUAGGUUUUAAGUUGAAAUUAAUUUUAUUGUAUUUCUAAAAUGUAUUUCUUUUAAAACAUUUUUAUGUAGUACUUGUUUUUAGAGUUUUUUUAAGUGAUUGAUAUUUUGUAUUAUUUGGACUAUGAACUUUAUCUCCUGAAAUGAAAUACAGUUUGUUCACUUUUAAAUAAAAUGGAUUGUAUUCUUAUUUCAGUCCUGAAAUAAUCAUUCUGACUUUCUGGGUUCAUCAGUGACUCUAGCUUUGGUCAAGUUUUAAAGGCUGGUUCAAGAAUUCUAGAGAAUAGAAAUCACUAUAUAAUACCAUUCCACUAAUAAAUGCAGUUUACUGAAAUAUUAAAUAUUUGAAUCUUGAAGCCUCAUUUUAAAUGAAAAUAUUAAGUAUGGAUCAAACCUUUGUCAAACUACUGAUGCAAUAUAUUUUUAAACCUUUCUGAAACACAUGCACAUUAAAUAUAAAUUCUUGCAGUGUCAUUUUAAACUAGUUCUAUUUCUUGUGUACUAAUAGGUGCUGUUCUUUUAUAGUAAUAUCCCUUAUCGUUACUAACAAACUUUAGUAAUAAUAAAAACACGCUUAUUUUUCAGUCAGAAGGGAAAGUGCAUAUUUUUUCAUUAGUUUGAGUGUUAAUGUGUAUUUGUACAGUUUUAUAAUUGAACAAACAUACAAUAAAUAAAAAUGUGUCCACUACUGUACAUGUCACUUUUCAAUAAAGCGUUUUGUUAUAAGGCCUA